UUCACACACUCUCCCUCUCUCUCUCACACACACACACACAUAAAAGCAGUCAGCACCCUCUAUUAGGCUUAACAUGACAGUUUUGCCUCAUUUUUGAUUCAGAAAGGAAGACAAGUACACAGAUACGCCUCAACGGGGGGAAACUGCUGGAGUUUCAGACACAUUUAAGUAGCUACAAAGAGAACUGCAGAUCUGGGACCAGUUGGAAGGACAAAAUGAACGUGUGGACGGCCCUCACACUGGCCUUGCAGCUGCUAUUAAAAAUGUGCUUACACGUGGAAGCACAGGCUUUGGUCUACGAUCUGCUCACCUCACCCGACUGCCUGCCAGACCUGCUGCAGGGGGGCCUGACCGGGCAAGGGGUGAACGAGGCUUUCAUCCUAACCUCCUUCAAGUUGCAGCCCAAGACCGGAACCACUGUGUUUGGCCUGCACAACCCCAGGGACAACAGCAAGUACUUUGAGUUCACAGUGAUGGGGAAGCUCAACCGAGCCGUGUUACGGUACUUGAGGAGUGACAAGAGGAUGGCCUCUGUCACAUUCAACAACCUGGUGCUGGCAGAUGGCCAGCAACACCGACUGCUGUUCCACCUCAGGGGGCUGCAGCAGCAGGGGCCAGGUGGGGUGGAGCUGCAUCUGGACUGCAGGCUGGUGGAGACAGUCAGGGAUCUUCCUGCUGCCUUCCAGGGUUUGCCAGCAGGCUAUGGCACAGUGGAACUAAAGACUAUGCAAGCCAGAGAGCAGGAAAGCUUAGAUGAACUAAAGCUGGUGGUUGGGGACUCAUUUGAAAACGUUGCGUCGCUACAAGACUGCCACUUCCAGCAAAGAGACUCAGUUCAGACUCUGGGGGUCAACACAAAGCAGCUGUCCAAUCAAAUGCUGGAGUUAACGAAGGUGAUAAAUGAGCUGAAAGACGUCCUAAUUCAGCAGGUUAAAGAAACAUCCUUUCUCAGGAAUACCAUCUCAGAGUGUCAGGCCUGUGGUCUAGGUGGCACAGAGGUGGUGAAGCCAAGGUGUGCACCGGGUGUCUGUUUCCGUGACGACAUGUGUAUAGAAACAGCAGAAGGUGUUGAAUGUGGACCAUGUCCUGAUGGGUACACUGGAGAUGGUUUUAACUGUGAUGAUGUCGACGAGUGUCAGUUUAACCCCUGCUUUCCUGGAGUGCGCUGCGUCAACACUGCCCCAGGCUUCCGCUGUGACGCCUGUCCGCUGGGCUACACCGGCCUGCCAGUGGAGGGUGUGGGCAUAGUGUACGCUCAGACCAAUAAACAGGUCUGCGAUGACAUCGAUGAAUGCAAAGGACCUGACAAUGGAGGCUGUACUGCAAACUCGAACUGCCACAACUCUGCGGGCUCCUAUCACUGUGGUAGCUGUAAGUCAGGAUUCACAGGAGAUCAGGUGAAGGGCUGUAAGCCGGAGAUCAGCUGUGGCAACAGCCUGACCAACCCCUGUGAUGUCAACGCUCAGUGUAUUGUAGAAAGAGACGGAUCCAUCUCUUGUCAGUGUGGAAUUGGCUGGGCUGGAAAUGGAUACCUGUGUGGAAAGGAUACGGACAUUGAUGGAUAUCCAGAUGAGAAACUCAAAUGCAAAGAUCCAAACUGCAGAAAGGAUAACUGUGUCUUUGUUCCUAACUCUGGUCAAGAGGAUGCCGACAGAGAUGGUUAUGGAGAUGCCUGUGAUGAAGAUGCAGAUGGCGAUGGUAUUCCAAACGAACAGGACAACUGCAGGUUAAAAGCCAAUGUGGACCAGAGGAACAGCGACAAGGACAGCCACGGCGACGCCUGUGAUAACUGCCGCCUGGUGGAGAACCCCGACCAGAGGGACACUGACGGUGAUGGCAAAGGGGACGCCUGUGAUGAUGACAUGGAUGGAGAUGGUCUGAAGAACUUCCUGGAUAAUUGCCAGCGUGUCCAGAACAGAGACCAGCUGGACCGGGAUGGAGACGGGGUGGGAGACGCUUGUGACAGCUGCCCCGACAUCCCCAACCCAAAUCAGUCUGAUGUUGAUAAUGACUUGGUUGGGGAUUCCUGUGAUACAAACCAAGACAGUGAUGGCGAUGGUCACCAGGAUACCAAGGAUAACUGCCCACUCGUGAUCAAUAGCUCUCAGCUGGACACUGACAAAGACGGGCUGGGUGACGAAUGCGAUGACGAUGAUGACAACGACGGGAUACCGGAUGUUUUACCACCGGGUCCAGACAACUGCCGGCUGGUACCAAAUCCUGAUCAGAUUGAUGAUAACAGUGACGGUGUUGGAGAUAUUUGUGAGUCUGACUUUGACCAGGACAAAGUGAUAGACAGGAUUGAUAAUUGUCCUGAAAAUGCCGAGAUUACCUUGACUGACUUCAGGGCCUAUCAGACUGUUGUGCUGGACCCCGAGGGCGAUGCCCAGAUUGACCCCAACUGGGUUGUUUUGAACCAGGGAAUGGAAAUCGUUCAGACCAUGAAUAGUGAUCCUGGACUUGCUGUCGGUUACACGGCUUUCAGCGGCGUGGACUUUGAGGGGACUUUUCACGUGAAUACAGUCACUGAUGAUGACUACGCUGGCUUCAUCUUUGGUUACCAGGACUCAUCCUCCUUCUACGUGGUGAUGUGGAAGCAGACUGAACAGACCUACUGGCAGGCAACCCCCUUCAGAGCCGUGGCCGAGCCCGGCAUACAGCUGAAGGCUGUGAAGUCUAGAUCAGGCCCCGGCGAGCAUUUGAGAAACUCACUGUGGCACACGGGAGACACCACCGACCAAGUGCGCCUGCUGUGGAAGGACCCGAGAAAUGUGGGCUGGAAGGAUAAGGUGUCCUAUCGCUGGUACCUGCAGCACCGCCCACAGGUUGGAUACAUCAGAGCCCGCUUUUACGAAGGAACUGAGCUGGUUGCAGACUCCGGCGUGACCAUCGACACAACCAUGAGAGGAGGACGACUUGGCGUGUUCUGUUUCUCGCAGGAAAACAUUAUCUGGUCCAAUCUGAAAUACCGCUGCAAUGACACCAUCCCGGAGGAUUUCCAGGAGUUCAGCACUCAGCAUGGCGUCGACUCGCUCUAAAGCCAACGCG
Maylandia zebra (zebra mbuna) is the source of this 3048-nucleotide messenger RNA. It is a transcript of the gene thbs4b, whose product is annotated as thrombospondin 4b. Gene Ontology annotation, molecular function: calcium ion binding. Gene Ontology annotation, cellular component: extracellular region. NCBI's taxonomy places the organism in Eukaryota, Metazoa, Chordata, Actinopteri, Cichliformes, Cichlidae. The record is from RefSeq and is a predicted model, not a curated record. Gene Ontology annotation, biological process: cell adhesion.